UUCAAAGAACAGUCAUCACGAUCACGAAGUACACAAAACACUACUAUACUACUGUCAAGUCAUGGAAUUGAUAACGUGAACAGCCACGAAAGGAAUGUACGUGUCAAUUUUCUCAGCGCACCUGAUUCCUUUAUAAGUUAAAGCACAAAAUGUUGAAAGCUGUGAUCUUGAUUGGUGGGCCUCAGAAAGGCACAAGAUUUCGGCCUUUGUCUUUAGACAUUCCGAAACCGCUAUUCCCGGUUGCUGGAUUACCAGUAAUACAGCACCACAUCGAAGCGUGUAUUACAAUUGACGAACUGAAGGAAAUCCUACUUAUAGGCUACUAUCCCGCAGCUCAAAUUCAACAGUUUGUCGGUGAUAUGCAACAACAAUACAACAUAAAUAUAAGGUAUUUACAAGAAUUUACAGCACUAGGAACAGCAGGCGGCUUAUACCAUUUUCGUGAUCAAAUACGUUGUGGUAAUCCGGAUGCGUUUUUUGUAAUGAACGGCGACGUUUGCGCCGAUUUCCCUUUACAGGAGCUUUACACAUUCCAUAAACAAAAGGGAGCCCUGGUUACAAUAAUGGGAACUGAAGCGACCCGUCAGCAAUCGCUCAAAUAUGGAUGUAUGGCGACUAAUAAAGCUACACAAGAAGUGACACAUUAUGUCGAAAAGCCAAGUUCUUAUGUGUCCACUUUGAUUAAUUGUGGCAUUUAUGUAUUUUCUUUGGAGAUCUUUUCUACUAUUGGAGAAGCGUUUAAUAUUAAGCAACAGGACAUUUAUAGAAAUGGUAAUGGUUCCAAAGAGACUGGUUUUAUCCAACUUGAACAAGAAAUUUUGACUCCUUUAGCCGGUGGCGGAAGACUGUUUGCUUUGCAGGUGACUACUUGGUGGUCACAACUGAAGACGGCAGGAUCUGCUAUUUAUGCAAAUCGACAUUAUUUAGAAUUGUAUCAUAAAAAACACAGCGAAAGACUUUUACAUACUGUCAAUGAUAAAGGUAAUGCUGUAUGUAACAUAAUCCCUGACGUAUAUAUUCACCCGACAGCUACAGUGCAUCCUUCAGCAACGUUAGGUCCCAACGUCAGUAUUGGACCUGGAGUUAUGAUCGGACCUGGUGUACGGAUACGAGAAAGUAUUAUAUUGGCAGAUGCCGUUAUAGAGAACCAUAGCUUGGUCCUUCACAGUAUUAUCGGACAAAAUUCUAAAGUUGGCCGUUGGGCACGAGUUGAAGGGACACCUUCUGAUCCCGAUCCGAAUAAACCGUUUGCUAAGAUGGAAAAUCCCCCUUUGUUUAAUCAUGAUGGAAGGCUUAAUCCAUCAAUAACUAUAUUAGGGGGUUUUGUGAGUGUACCUUCAGAAACCAUUUUACUGAAUUCUGUUGUACUUCCACAUAAGGAAUUAACCAGAAGUUUUAAAAAUGAAAUUAUCUUGUAAAAUUGGUGUAAUUCAAUGUUUUUUAUCUGUUAUUAAAUGUACAAUGUUUUAUAUAACA
This is a messenger RNA of Photinus pyralis (common eastern firefly), 1476 nucleotides long. It is a transcript of the gene Gmppa, whose product is annotated as mannose-1-phosphate guanyltransferase alpha-A. Bases 150 to 1418 code for a protein of 422 amino acids. Gene Ontology annotation, cellular component: cytoplasm. Lineage: Eukaryota; Metazoa; Arthropoda; Insecta; Coleoptera; Lampyridae. The transcript is spliced from 7 exons. Gene Ontology annotation, biological process: biosynthetic process. The record is from RefSeq and is a predicted model, not a curated record.